Molecule: messenger RNA, 403 nt
Organism: Saccostrea echinata
Lineage: Eukaryota; Metazoa; Mollusca; Bivalvia; Ostreida; Ostreidae
Product: cell death-inducing p53-target protein 1 homolog
Exons: 3
Coding region: 65-358 (97 amino acids)
Molecular function (GO): zinc ion binding
Source: RefSeq, a predicted model, not a curated record
UUUUUCGUAACAUCAAUAACAAACUUCUCUCGCCCGAACUUUUUUCUAGGAGUUAUUUUAAAAGAUGUCAAAUCUACAACCACCCCCACAUCAACAUGUGACAGUGGUACAACAACCACCGACCCCCGUCUUUAGAGACAUCCCGGUCAACAUGGUCUGUCAACAUUGCCACCAUCAAAUAACAACUGCUAUUUCCUUCGAAACUGGAACUCUUACCUGGAUUAUCUGUGGCGUUUUGAUUUUAUUUGGGUGCUGGCUUGGCUGCUGUUUGAUUCCUUUCUACGUUGAAGGUUGUAAAGACUGUGUUCACACAUGUCCAAACUGUCACCAAGUCGUUGGCAAGUUUACCAGAAUAUGAACAUCCGGCAUCGGACCAAACAACCAUUAAAAACUGGUUACUGUU